Messenger RNA from Hymenoscyphus albidus, 2004 nucleotides. NCBI's taxonomy places the organism in Eukaryota, Fungi, Ascomycota, Leotiomycetes, Helotiales, Helotiaceae. The record is from the annotation of a GenBank genome assembly.
AUGGAGACGGAAAAGAUCACUUGGAAAAUCGCGGCCCUGCCCCCUGGCAGCACCUACUUCUCCCUCGAGUUCUUCCCCCCAAAGACAACAAUGGGCUCCUCGAACCUCCGCGCGCGUCUCGACCGCAUGUCCCGCGCCCUACGUCCUCUCUUCGUGACCGUCACCUGGGGCGCAGGCGGUUUCACGGCUACAAAGAGCUUGGAGUUGGCGGAGCUGUGUCAGAGGGAAUUGGGAUUGACGACUUGUUUGCACCUUACCUGCACCAACAUGAGUCGGGAAUUGGUUGAUCGCGCGCUGGAGGAUGCCAAGGCGCUGGGAAUCAGGAAUAUUCUCGCAUUGAGAGGGGAUCCGCCGAGGAAAGAGGAGUAUGGGGAUGCUAAUGUGACGAAGGAGGGCGAGGAGGAGUUUGUAUGGGCGGUGGACUUGGUGAGGUAUAUUAGAAAGAAUUAUGGGGAGUACUUUUGCGUUGGAGUUGCUGCGUAUCCAGAGGGGCACGCCGACGAGGGACACCCUGAGGGUCAGAGUUUGGAGCAUGAUUUACCGUAUUUGGUGGGGAAGAAGAAUGCUGGGGCGGAUUUUAUCAUGACACAGUUGUUCUUCGAUGUUGAGGCUUUCGAUUCUUUCGAGAAGAGACUGAGAGAACAUGAGAGCGGGGCUUUCAAGACGAUACCUAUCAUUCCUGGUAUGAUGCCAAUUCAGAGCUACCAAAUGAUCAAACGAACGACGAAAUUGAGCCAUGCGAAGUUACCUCAGGAGAUAUUAGACAAAUUGGAACCGGUCAAGGGAGACGAUGAGAUGGUUAAGAAGGUUGGAGUGGAUAUCAUGGCGGGAAUUGUUGAGCAUAUCAAGAUGGAAAAAUCUCCAGGUCCAAGAGGUUUCCACUUCUAUACUCUCAACCUCGAAAAAGCAGUUUCAUUCAUCCUCGAGCGAACAAACCUAAUACCCGAUAGCCCCUCCGACACCGAAGCCGCGAUUCUCGAUGCUCCCCUCCCAAUACUGAGUAUCAAUGGUUCCAUUCGUUCAAUUAUCAACGGCUCAGGUCGUCGGGCAAGCUCAAUAGGUUCCGAUCCCCAUAACAGGAUUAUCAUCAACGAAAAUCACACCUCUAACCCCGACUACGAAACUACUGCCUCAGAAGCUGGCAUCGCCGCUCAAGCAAUCAACACUCGCGCCAACACUUUGGCAAUUUCAGAAGGAGAAGGCUCUCUUGGCCGCGAAGCAACUUGGGACGACUUUCCCAACGGUCGCUGGGGAGAUGCCCGCUCACCGGCCUACGGAGAAAUUGAUGGUUAUGGUGUCUCCCUUCACAUGUCCGUAAACCAAGCCAUAAAACUCUGGGAAUAUCCCAAGACUGUUUCUGAUAUAACCUCUCUCUUCAUCCGCCACAUUGAAGGAUCGAUCCCGUCUCUACCUUGGAGUGAAGAAGGCUUGAACGAAGAGACGAAUACUAUAAAACCGCAUCUCCUGGCUUUGAACAGAAAGGGUUGGUGGACAGUAGCUUCACAACCAGCAGUAAACGGUGUCCGCUCAUCAGAUCCAAUCUUCGGAUGGGGACCAAAGAACGGUUUCGUCUUCCAAAAAGCAUUUGUCGAACUCUUCAUGCCAUCUUCCUCCUUCACAGCUCUCCAUAAGAAACUCACCUCCUCAGACCUCGCACCACUAGUCUUCUUCUACGCUUCCAACGCCAAGGGGGACCUCCUUCAAUCUGCAACACCAUCUACAUCUAACCCCGAAGAAGAAAACUCUACCAAUGCAGUAACUUGGGGUGCGUUCCCGGGCAAGGAAAUCAUCACACCUACUAUCAUUGAAGAAGUGAGUUUCCGCGCUUGGGCCGAGGAGGCAUUUGGUAUCUGGGGCGAGUGGGAGAGAGUUUACCCUAGAGGGAGCGAGAGUCAGAAGUUACUAGAAAAGGUCAGAGGUGAUGUGUGGUUGGUGAACGUGAUUCACCAUGGGUUCGUGGAGAAAGAAGGGUUGUGGGAAUUACUGAUGGAUGAUUCAUGUUGA